Molecule: messenger RNA, 2150 nt
Organism: Pezoporus flaviventris
Lineage: Eukaryota; Metazoa; Chordata; Aves; Psittaciformes; Psittacidae
Gene: ST7L
Product: suppression of tumorigenicity 7 like
Exons: 15
Coding region: 20-1846 (608 amino acids)
Molecular function (GO): protein binding
Source: RefSeq, a predicted model, not a curated record
GCGUCCCCCGGCGGCGGCCAUGGCGGAUAGCGGCGGGAGCGGCCGGGGGCCUCCGUGCCCUGGGGCGGCCGCGGCGCUGCGGCGCUGGGAGCAGCUGAGGCGGCGGGUGGCGGCGGCGGCCCCGUGGGCCCGCGGGCUCCUGGCUGUGGCCGCCGGGCUCGGCCUCUUCUACGUGGUGCUGCGGGUGCCGCUGCGGCUCCGGGACAGCCUGGCGGCCGUGACUGUGUUCUUAAGCACUUUGACUCCAAAAUUCUACUUUGCCCUUACAGUGACUUCAUCUUUUAUAUCUGGACUGAUAUUUGUGUUUGAGUGGUGGCAUUUCCGAAAGUACGGCACAUCUUUCAUUGAGCAGGUUUCUGUGAGUCACCUGAGGCCCCUCAUUGGGGGGGCAGAAAACAGCCCUCCAGCACCAGCGGCAUUCUCUGCUGGAGAGAGUGAGACCAGCAGGCAGAACAUGCCAGAGUGCAAAGUGUGGCGAAAUCCUCUCAAUCUUUUCAGAGGGGCAGAGUACAGCAGGUACAUGUGGGUGACUGGGAAGGAGCCUCUUACCUACUACGACAUGAAUUUGUCUGCUCAGGAUCAUCAGAACUUUUUCACAUGUGAUACAGAUGCCCUUCGGCCUUCAGAUACAGUUAUGCAGAAAGCGUGGCGAGAGAGAAACCCUCAAGCUCGGAUCAAAGCAGCAUACCAAGCUUUAGAGUUGAACAAUGAUUGUGCCACUGCAUAUGUCCUCCUGGCUGAGGAAGAAGCAACAACUAUUGUGGAUGCUGAGAAGUAUUUCAAGCAGGCUCUGAAAGCAGGAGAAAUGAUUUACAGAAAGUCUCAGAACUGCCAUUCCCAAAGUCCGCAGCAUGAAGCACAGCUGAGAAGAGACACCAAUGUAUUGGUAUAUGUGAAAAGGAGACUGGCUAUGUGUGCCAGAAAACUUGGAAGAAUCCGAGAGGCAGUAAAAAUGAUGAGAGAUUUAAUGAAAGAGUUUCCACUUCUCAGCAUGCUGAAUAUUCAUGAAAACCUCCUGGAGGCACUGCUGGAGUUACAGGCCUAUGCAGAUGUCCAAGCAGUUUUAGCAAAGUAUGAUGAUAUCAGUCUCCCAAAGUCAGCAGCAAUAUGUUACACAGCAGCCCUGUUAAAAGCCAGAGCUGUUUCAGAAAGGUUCUCCCCAGAAACUGCUUCCAAAAGAGGGCUCAGUACAGCAGAAAUUAAUGCUGUGGAAGCAAUUCACAGAGCUGUGGAAUUUAACCCUCAUGUUCCAAAGUAUUUACUAGAAAUGAAAAGCUUGGUGCUACCUCCAGAGCAUAUUCUGAAGCGAGGGGACAGUGAGGCAGUAGCAUAUGCUUUUUUUCACCUCCAGCAUUGGAAGAGGAUAGAAGGGGCUCUAAAUCUGCUACACUGCACGUGGGAAGGCACAUUUAGGAUGAUCCCAUACCCAUUAGAGAAAGGUCAUCUGUUCUAUCCCUAUCCCAGUUGCACAGAAACAGCAGACAGAGAACUGUUGCCAACAUUUCACGAAGUCUCCGUUUACCCACAGAAGGAGCUCCCCUUUUUCAUCCAUUUCACAGCAGGCCUGUGUUCCUUUUCGGCGAUGCUUGCCCUCCUCACGCACCAGUUCCCUGAGCUGAUGGUCAUUUUUGCUAAAGCUUGCUCUGGGACUCUUCUUUCACCCCUCAACUCCAUUAUGGAAAACAUCAAGGUCUUCUUGCUGUCCAGUUUCUGGCAUCAGAUGACUCCAGUGUCACUGGAGAUGCUUUCCAUGAUUGUUCUCGUAAGCCUCACCCCAGGUGGUUACCUGACCCCUGCAUGUGUGGGGCAAGGAAGAAAGCUGUGCUCUUCAGACUCCUACCUUUGACAGGCUUCCAUGUUGGUAAUGGUGCUUAACUUACGAAUUCCUUCUUUGGCCUUAGUCUGUAAUCACCUAAGAAAACAGUUUUUGUUGAGCAGUACCUUAAUCAUACAAUUGGAAGCUGAUACUUCCUCUGUAAGAAAGGAGAGGACACAAAUGGAGCAGAUGUUUGGAGUAUUGACACUUCCUUCUCAGCUGCAGAUGCACCAGAUAAUUGGCUUAGAUUUAAUUUUAUAAGCCUUCUUCAAAAUAUUUGUUAACAGCAAAGUAUGGUUCUGCUUUCGUUAUUAAAAGGUUGCUUCUUAACACA